ACCUCCCCCACCCCAGUCCGCCCCGCUCCUCCUCCUGCACGCCAGCCUUUCUCUUUGCCUCAGUCACUUCCUUCCUCAGCCUCUUCCCCCCCACAGUGCUUUGAAGAAGAUAACCCGGUCGGGCCGACGCUGCACCAGUUUUUCAUCGGCAAAGAAAAGGAAGCGGAGAGGCAGCAAUGAAUGUGGAUCACGAGGUUAACCUCUUAGUGGAAGAAAUUCAUCGUCUGGGUUCAAAAAAUGCUGAUGGGAAGUUAAGUGUGAAAUUUGGGGUCCUCUUCCGAGAUGACAAAUGUGCCAACCUCUUUGAAGCAUUGGUAGGAACUCUCAAAGCUGCAAAACGGAGGAAGAUUGUUACGUACUCAGGAGAGCUACUUUUGCAAGGUGUUCAUGAUGAUGUUGACAUUAUAUUGUUGCAAGAUUAAUGUGGCUUACAUAUCAUUGUUUAUUGUUAUUUUUUGUUUCUGGUAAACUGGAAUAUUUUCAAGUCAAAGGACAAACAUAUGAGCAUACUAAAUGUAUUUUUAUAGAACUUCGUUAACAAAAGGAGACUUAUUUUAGAAGUCUGUCCUUUUUAUAUCUUGAAAGAAAAUUUAUGUAUUACACUGUAAAAUAAAUAAAACCUAUUAUUUUUCUCAGGAAUCUGGUUGGAAAAUGUAGGCAUUGAGGCUUUUUCUGUGGGUGCGUGAGAGUGUUUCAUAAAUCAUUCUUAGACAAUUUUUAUAGAUAUUUGACAUUCUGUGAAAGCAAGAAGCAAACUGAAGACCAGCUCCCACAAGGAAUAUCAUAAUGUUUAUGUAAUAAAAACAUGUAACUACCUUAAAA
This is a messenger RNA of Pteropus alecto (black flying fox), 822 nucleotides long. It is a transcript of the gene ABRACL, whose product is annotated as ABRA C-terminal like. The transcript is spliced from 3 exons. Gene Ontology annotation, biological process: regulation of actin filament-based process. Lineage: Eukaryota; Metazoa; Chordata; Mammalia; Chiroptera; Pteropodidae. The record is from RefSeq and is a predicted model, not a curated record. The coding region runs from base 177 to 422 and encodes 81 amino acids.